Molecule: messenger RNA, 498 nt
Organism: Alternaria atra
Lineage: Eukaryota; Fungi; Ascomycota; Dothideomycetes; Pleosporales; Pleosporaceae
Exons: 1
Coding region: 1-498 (165 amino acids)
Source: RefSeq, a predicted model, not a curated record
AUGUUCAAGCUGGCAAUGACCCGUGUCCCCCAGUCCUUCGUUAAGAUGUGGAAGAGUGGCUGGGUCGCCGAUGACUUAUUCAACCUGACCGCAGGUCUGCAGAGUGGGAUAAGCUUUCAGACGCGGUGGGAGUUGGGCCUAGACGUGGGCAGUAUGGGUGUCGAUUCGCCCGCUGCGAUGCUACGACGCUUCGAGGUCUUCUCCCUAGACACCAAAAAGGAUAGGAAGGUCUUGGAUAGGGUCACGUGCCCCGUGCUUCUCAGGGCACCGGAGGGGGGUGCCGAGAUGUACUCUUCGGCAGAGAUUGGGGCGGUCAAAAUCCACAAGCUGCUCAUCAUGGUAUCGGAGGGGAACAAGGAACUCUGGAUACCGGGGCAGGCAGCAGAUGGCGGGUUGUCGGCCAGCAUCGGAGUUUGGCCGUCGCUGGCGCAGAGAAGCUUUCGAUUCCUUGACAUGCGUUUUGGGACUAACCGGAAGACAAUACCGGAAAGCAAGUAG